Messenger RNA from Solea solea (common sole), 1546 nucleotides. RefSeq lists its product as uncharacterized. The coding region runs from base 314 to 916 and encodes 200 amino acids. The record is from RefSeq and is a predicted model, not a curated record. The transcript is spliced from 8 exons. Lineage: Eukaryota; Metazoa; Chordata; Actinopteri; Pleuronectiformes; Soleidae. Gene Ontology annotation, molecular function: GTP binding; GTPase activity.
UUGUUUCAGGUUUCAGAUAAGGGUCACUUUUACCCCCAUAAAAACUGUUUAUAUGUGUUGUGAAUGGAUCCAGAAGGCGGCAGUGGUGUCUGGUGUUAGACACGGCCCCUUCAAACAAAUGGCUCCUGUCAUGUACUGUUCCCAAAGGAAGAGAGAGGGCAACGCACAGAGCUCUUAAAAGGAAACACAAGCACAAGAGAAGACGGUCUCAUCCCUUUCUUCCACGUCUGCUCAGUGUCUGAGCCUGAACACUCCAUAACUGGAAUUAAUUUCCUCUUAAAGACACAGAUGCAGGACUAAGAGUGGACACGGCAUGAAAAUGGUUUCAGUUAAACUCCUCAUCCUUGGAGCUCAGAACACUGGGAAAACAGCGCUGUGUGUUCGUUUCAUAACAAGGCGCUUCAUUGGCGAAUACGACCAUAAAAAGGAGGUCACCUACAGAUGCACUCGGGUGGUGGACCAGGAAGCUGUUGAUCUGGAGAUUCUGGACUUGGCUUGUAAAGAGAGUUCUGUGGCUUCUCUGGAGGCAUCUAUCCGCUGGGCUGACGGCUUCCUGCUGCUCUACUCCAUCACACAUCGCCUCAGCUUCCUGGAGGUCCCACCACUCAAGAAACUCAUUGACCAAACCAAACAGAGUCUGGUGGUUCCUACAAUGCUCAUAGCCAACAAGUUGGAUCUGGAAAUUGGGCGUGAGGUGACAGCAGAGGAAGGACAGAGCCUCGCCAAGGACUUAAGAUGUGUUUUCGGGGAGCUGUCUGUGGCUGAAGCUGCAUCAGCUGUGGAGGCAGCAGUGUUGCAACUCAUCAGGCUGGUGUUGGAUCAGCAGCGCCCCCUGCCUGACCGCCGCUCCUACAUGUUGACUGUCCGCCAUGCUCUGACCAGGAAACUGACCCGAUCCAAGACCAUGCAGUGGUAACGGCAGCAGGCAAAUCACUCAGCAGCAGCAGGGAGGAGUAGAUUCAAUGUCUCUGAUCCAUGGAUUUUAGCACUGCUGCUCAGUCCCAGCAACUUUGUUUGUUGUGUUGCAUCUUCCAGUAGAGGGCAGUACAAUCAUUUCACCAUUGCGUGGGGCCAAAUGUAUGUGGACACUGUGGUUCAGUUUGGUGUGAAUGUGUCAUGCACUCAUGAAAACGUCCAAAGAAGAGUGAGAGGUUGUAUUAACAUGAAAUGAAUGCCUAUUGUUUUUCAGUGACAUCAUUAUUCAGAACUAUAUUUGCUUGUAAUGUUAUUGUGUGUGUGCUCACUAUUGUCUCUUCUGUCAAGUACCGAAGAGGGCUUUUGGGAAACAAAAAAAAGCCAGAUUUCUGCCUUUAAUCUCAGAAUUCUCUCUUUUUUUAUUUGUUUUUCAGAGCAUUAUGAGAUUAAAAUCAGAACUCUAAGUCAGACACAUAGGAUUCCAAGAUGUGAUAAAUCAGUUGUUCCCAUAGUGCUGUUUAAUUUUUAACCAUAAACACCUGUAAAGUGUUACUAUCAACUGUUAUUGCUAACGAUGUAUUAGGUAUAUAGGCGAAUAAUUGCUUUAAAAUAAAAUGGUUUGGUCUUUGUA